Molecule: messenger RNA, 531 nt
Organism: Paramuricea clavata
Lineage: Eukaryota; Metazoa; Cnidaria; Anthozoa; Malacalcyonacea; Plexauridae
Source: the annotation of a GenBank genome assembly
AUGUCUCAGACUAAAGAUACUAUUAAAAGCUUACGCAAACAAAAUGAUGAUUUGAAGAAUGAAAUCGAUACUCUACGAGACGAAUUUAGAAAAUUUCAAGAUUCCGUCGCCAGUAAAGGAAAUAGCCAUGAUGCUCAGAUAUUCCAGACUCCAAGCGUAGAAACUCAGAAAAGCUUGGACUAUUUUGGAAAUGAAUAUGACGAUCUAAAUUGCUUCAGCAAAACAGCUAAACAACAAAUCUCGCAUCUAGAACCUCGACUUGCUGAAAUAGCUGACAAGGUUGAACCUGUAUCAAACUCGAUUGAUGAAGCACAAGAAUAUUCUUAUUCGUACAAUGUGAAAGUCGUUGGAAUACCACAUCUUAAACAAAAAGAAUCUGCGAGAGAUAAAAGUGAUCUUUGUAUAAAAAUCUUUCACGAAAUGGGCAUUGCUCACCGUGUGCCUACAAGGAAGAUGAAUGAUAAUCAGCCAAAGCCGAUUAUUUGCAAGUUUACACACGGCGUCUUGCUCGAGAGCAAUUUAUGGCAGUGA